Ramularia collo-cygni is the source of this 1068-nucleotide messenger RNA. RefSeq names its product related to rRNA processing protein. Lineage: Eukaryota; Fungi; Ascomycota; Dothideomycetes; Mycosphaerellales; Mycosphaerellaceae. Gene Ontology annotation, cellular component: cytoplasmic exosome (RNase complex); nuclear exosome (RNase complex). Gene Ontology annotation, biological process: nuclear polyadenylation-dependent mRNA catabolic process; exonucleolytic trimming to generate mature 3'-end of 5.8S rRNA from tricistronic rRNA transcript (SSU-rRNA, 5.8S rRNA, LSU-rRNA); U4 snRNA 3'-end processing. Bases 1 to 1068 code for a protein of 355 amino acids. The transcript has 2 exons. The record is from RefSeq and is a predicted model, not a curated record.
AUGGCUCCUUACACCAACAUUCCGCUCUCGCCUGCGGAGCUGUCCUAUCUUCACAAUUCGCUUGCUCAAGAUCCUCCCAUCAGACCGGAUGGCCGCGAGCCAACGCAAUUUCGCCCAUUGGUCGCAGAGACGGACAUUCUACCUUCUGCCAACGGUAGUGCACGGAUAUGUUUCGCYGAUGGCACUGAAGCGAUUGUGGGAGUAAAAGCGGAAGUCGAAAAGAGCCGGACUCGGAGAGGCGUCGCUGGAGAGGGCGCAGACGAGGGCAUCGAUGUCGACAUGGGAGAUACAAAUGCAGACGAUGGGAACAAUGCCAGCCAAGGACAGGGUGAACACUCGUGGCUAGAAAUUGCCAUUGAGAUCCCCGGCAUACGCGACGAUGAUGCAUUGCCAGUGUUUCUGUCAGCCAUGCUCACCGAGGCCCUCUUGGCGGACGGCGAGCUCAAGGAUCGCCUGUGGAUCAACAGUCGAUUCCACUGGCGUCUGUAUGUUGACAUUCUCCUCCUCUCUCAACCUCUCUCAUAUCCUCUGCCAUUACUCUCCUUGACCACUCAUCUGGCACUACUCGCAACCCGCAUGCCGGCGUUGAUCUCAGAGAAGGAUGAGGAUCCGCUGUUCAAUGACGAUUGGGAAGCGUCCACACAUCUGUUCCCACGGGACGCCAAGGGAGUGGCAACGACGAAGCCGCCCGUUACACUACUUGUCAUGACGGUGGGUUCAAACAUCAUAUUUGAUCCGAGCCAGGAGGAGCUUGCGGUUGCGGAUGCCGUGGUGGCGAUUUCGGCAGCGCAAGACAAGUCGGGCAGUUUGAGGAUGGUCGCACUCCGCACUGUCGACCCACCUUCUCGACUCACGGCGGCUGGCGUGCCAAACAACUCAACCUCAACCACUGGACUCUCUGCUGCAGAUGUGCUGGAGUUGAGAGAGAAGGACGCAGGAAUGACCGUGUGGCGCCCUCCACGCGGCGGCAUGGGAAGAACGCAGAUUUCACAGAUCAUCAAGGCUGUGGUAGCCACAGACGGCGUGGGUAGCGAGGUCAUGGAAGGACUUCAGAGCGUGGACGUCUGA